Molecule: messenger RNA, 729 nt
Organism: Laccaria bicolor S238N-H82
Lineage: Eukaryota; Fungi; Basidiomycota; Agaricomycetes; Agaricales; Hydnangiaceae
Exons: 8
Biological process (GO): lipid metabolic process
Molecular function (GO): phosphoric diester hydrolase activity
Source: RefSeq, a predicted model, not a curated record
GACUGCUGGGGUCACCGCGGUGCAUCUUCCCGGUUCCCAGAGAAUACCCUCGCAAGCUUCGAAGCGGCCAUCCGCGACGGCGCAGAAGGCAUUGAGAGUGACGUCCAUGUAUCAGCGGAUAGCGUUGUCAUCAUGUUCCAUGAUCCAGCUCUAGAUAGGACGACAAAUUCGACAGGUCGAAUCAAGGAGCGCACUUGGUAUGGAGACGCUGGGAUGCAGCACGUUCGGACCAUCAAGGAGCCCAAACAGGCCAUCCCCACUUUUGCAGAGACGGUGGAAUUGCUGAUGAAGCCCGAGAACAAGCACGUCAAGUUCAACGUUGACGUCAAGGUCCAGAACGAUCCAGAGAGGCUCUUCUCCCUGAUGCACGAAGUCAUCUCCGCACAACCUGCCUGGCAGACCGACCUUGCCCCGCGUAUCCUUUUAGGACUUUGGCAUCCCCGCUUCCUCCAGUUUGCAAAGUCAUGUUUGCCAUAUUGUCGCAGGUCGCAUAUUGGCGUGAGCACUGACAUUGCUCGCAAGUACUUUUGGAAAGAUUGCGAGGCGUUCUCGAUGUCUUUUGGAGCGUUGACGACGUAUGAUGGUCAGAAGUUCAGGCAGGAGUGUAAGAACGCCGGGAAGAAUUUGGUCGUGUGGACCGUCAAUGAACCUGAGCACAUGAUGGAGGCAGUGAGAUGGGAAGUUCACGCCAUUAUUACGGACGUUACACAAACAUGGCUGGACAUGCGG